AUGUUCCAGCCUCUCCCCAAGGUCGUUGUUCGGUUGUCAUCCUCCUUGGGGCGCAUUUCCUUUCGCCGACUUAAGCCGAACCGAAUUCUCUCCGUCGCAGCUGUCUUGUUCACUGUUCUGCUUGGGUUUUCAUACCUGAACAAUUUCUGUCUCAUAUGCACACCCAAGGAAGGUAUUGGGCGUCUUUCCGACGGUAUCUCCGUUAAGGUGCGUGCAAUUCAGGAGGUGGUAAAUCCCCCAGAAGUACCACCGGCGUAUGAUGCGGGACAAGCAGCCUAUUUAGACAACUUUGAAAUCCCUGACCUCAUCCCGGGAGCGGACGGCUUCAUCGCUCCUCCGAGUCGAAUCGUCAAACUACCCGAGGUGACGAUUGAAGAGAUCCGCGGUCCUUCAAAAGUAUCCCUUCAAGACUUUAAUGCGUCCGAAAAGAGGAAGAAAAUUAGGGAAAUGACCAAGCAUGCCUGGUCCAACUACGUGAAGUACGCCUGGGGUCACAAUGAGCUCAGGCCCUUGUCGAAAACUUUCCAUGAUACGGAUAUCCUAGGCCGUGUUCCUCUCGGUGCUACCAUCGUCGAUUCCAUCGACACGCUCUAUAUCAUGGGUCUGGAGGAAGAGUAUAAACAGGCAGCUGAUUGGAUUCGGGGCAAACUCGACUUCUCUAAUGCGCCAACUGAGGUUUCGGUGUUUGAAGUCACAAUCCGGUUCGUUGGUGGCCUCUUGAGCAUUUAUUCAAUGACGAGAGAUAAAGCUUUUCUUGAUCGCUCGGUUUCCAUUCUAAACAACUUGCUACCCGCGUUCGAUGAAAAAACCGGUCUUCCAGCCUCCCUGUUCAACCUUCGGACCAAGAAUCGUCGCAACUACAAUUGGGCGAGCAACAAGUGUCAUAUUCUCUCCGAGAUUGGAACACUCCAUAUGGAAUUCCAAUUCGUCUCUGAGCUCACUGGUGAUCCCAAGUACAGUAAGAUAGUUCACCGAAUUAGAGACUACAUAGAUGCAGCCUCCAAGGUCUCUGGCAAUCAAUUUCGCACCCAUGUGAGCGCCCAGCAAGAGGUCUUCUGCAACCGCCGAGUGACACUCUCCGGCGAGGGCGACUCCUUUUUCGAGUACCUCCUCAAGGAGUGGAUCCGCACCGGACAUGCUGAUACCAAGGCUCGCGAGCUCUACGACCGCUCGUUGGAGUCCUUCGAACACCUCGGUAUGCUUCGCACCAGCAAGGCAGGCAGUUUCUACGUCACUGAUUCGCAGCACGGCUCGCCCGGUAACACUAUGGAUCAUCUCGCCUGUUUCGCUGGUGGGAUGUUCGCCCUGGGUGCAGCAAAGCGGGACGCGAGCGACAUGUGGUUCCUUCGUGGCAAACAGCUGACGGAGACUUGUCACAAGUCCUACGCUCAAACGGAGACAAACUUGGGACCCGAAUCCUUUCGCUUCACCAACACCUUAGACGCGGUAGGAGUAUCCACCAAUGAAAAACACUACUUCCUUCGACCCGAGACAGUAGAGUCGUACUUCUACAUGUGGCGGUUCACCCAUGAUAAUGUGUACCGCGAAUAUGCUUGGGACGUUGUUCAGGCCCUUGAGAAGCACUGUCGUUCGGAGGGCGGUUUCUCGGGUCUGAAGGACGUAACAAGUGUAACCCCAACUCAGGAUGACGUGCAGCAGAGCUUCUUCCUAGCCGAAACACUAAAAUACCUCUACCUAAUCUUCUGCGAUGAUUCGGUGCUGCCACUAAACCGAUGGGUCUUCAACACUGAGGGUCAUCCCUUCCCUAUCAUGUCGAGGUCGACUGCAUGA
Messenger RNA from Echinococcus granulosus, 1791 nucleotides. Its product is annotated as Mannosyl-oligosaccharide alpha-1,2-mannosidase isoform A. Lineage: Eukaryota; Metazoa; Platyhelminthes; Cestoda; Cyclophyllidea; Taeniidae. The record is from RefSeq and is a predicted model, not a curated record. Gene Ontology annotation, molecular function: mannosyl-oligosaccharide 1,2-alpha-mannosidase activity; calcium ion binding. The transcript is spliced from 10 exons. Gene Ontology annotation, biological process: N-glycan processing; carbohydrate metabolic process. Bases 1 to 1791 code for a protein of 596 amino acids. Gene Ontology annotation, cellular component: endoplasmic reticulum; Golgi membrane.